CAAACACCCAUUGCACUAGUCUCUCUCUAUAAGCUUAACCAAAACCAUGAAUCUUUCUUCUCCUUCAUCGUUGUCCUCGCUUUCCGGGAGAGGCCAUAUAUAUAGAUAGGCCUGAUUAGGGUUUUCCUUUCAUCCUCCCCCUGUUAUGGCGGUAGAGAAUCGUAAGGAUCGAGGCGUUUCGUCUGAAGUCGCGAUUCCUUCCGGUUUGAACCGGAUCAAGACUCGGUUAGCUCCAUCAUGUCCCAGAACCGAUGAAUCCGCCGGUACCGUUCCAAAGCCUCCUCCUUUUAAUAACCGUAAGCCCAAAAAUUUUGCUCCUCUUGAACAUGGCAAACCCAAGCAAGAUCAUAAAGGAAAGAAGUUGUCAAGGUGGCUUGCUUCUUAUAAACCCAAGUAUUCUGUGAACCUUCACAAAGAUUAUGGUUGCUCAGGUGGUAGUGAGGAUGUCAAGUCUAAAGUCAACAACUCUCACAAAGACGAGGAAAGGAUGGUCAAGCAUUCUGAAAUUACCCUUUCUUCUCGCAAGGUGCAAAUAGGUAUAAAGAGCUUUUCACAUGAGUUAGGGCCACGUGGUGGUGUUCAAACUUCUCACCCUCGUCCACACAGUUACAAUGAUCUCAAGGAACUUUUGGGCUCACUUCACUCGAGAUUUGAUGUUGCAAAGGAGAUUGUGGAUAAGAAGCUGGAUUCCUUUGUCAUAGAUGUGGAAGAGGCUAUGGAGAAAAUGGAUCCAUCAUGCCCUGAAGAUCGGGAAUUGGCAGAGGAAUUACUUAAGCUGGCUCAAACCUGUAUAGAGAUGACAUAUGCUCAACUUCGUGCUACUUGUGAAUCUAUUGUCCAAGACUUGACUAAGAAGAUGAAAGAGUUUCAAGCAGGACUUGUGAAGUGGUUUGUCUCUCAGUUGCUUUUUAUAUUGACUCAUUGUACAAGAGUUGUGAUGUUUCAGAAGGAGACUGAGCCGAUCGAUGAGAAUUCCUUCCGGAAAUUUAAGGAAUGUUUGGAAAGUAUCCCUGCUCUGGAAACAAAUUGGGUUUCCACUUCCAGAGCUGAUGAUUCUGGUUCUGGUUACCCUAUAUACCAAAGGAAUGAAGCUGGGAAAAAGUUCAAGAAACAGGACAAAGAAUCUUUGGAGUCAGAGGCUAGAGAAGGCUAUGGAGCUUCUAAACAGGGAUUUCAAAUCCAGACACCUCAUAAACUGGUGGAACAAAGAUCUUAUUUAAGCAAUGAGUAUCAAGAUAAGAUGUCAAAUGAGUCUGGAAAAGAGUUAGGUGGAUGGGAUUUUGUAAUCUGCAGAAUAUGCGAGGAAGAAGUUACUCUCUCCCAUCUGGAACCACACUCUUACAUAUGUGCAUACACAGAUAAAUGUGAAAUAAAUUGUUUGGAUGUUGAUGAGCGCCUUUUGAAACUUGAAGAGAUACUGGAACAGAUCAUUGAUUCACGAAGUUUAAAUUCUUUUCCUCACGCUAGUGGACAGGAAAAUUCGGUCCUGCAGAAAUCUGGAAUUGCAUCUGAAGGUUGUUCUCCGAAGAUAAAUGAAUGGCAGAACAAAGGUGUAGAGGGAAUGUUUGAGGAUCUGCAUGAUAUGGACACUUCCUUCAUAGACGAGAUUAACACAUUUCCUAUUAACUUGAAGAGCCAUGUAGGCGCUAAAUUUGCCAUCAUGGCACUUCAUCAUCAACUGGUAGCAUCACUUCGGUAUCUUCAACAAAUACCCCCAGAACAAGUCACUUUGACUCUUAUUGGCUAG
Messenger RNA from Eruca vesicaria subsp. sativa (arugula), 1747 nucleotides. NCBI's taxonomy places the organism in Eukaryota, Viridiplantae, Streptophyta, Magnoliopsida, Brassicales, Brassicaceae. The record is from the annotation of a GenBank genome assembly.